Messenger RNA from Eleginops maclovinus (Patagonian blennie), 2114 nucleotides. Its product is annotated as transmembrane protein 198-like. The transcript has 5 exons. The record is from RefSeq and is a predicted model, not a curated record. Gene Ontology annotation, cellular component: plasma membrane. Lineage: Eukaryota; Metazoa; Chordata; Actinopteri; Perciformes; Eleginopidae. Bases 16 to 1308 code for a protein of 430 amino acids.
GACGCUCGGCUGUGGAUGCAAAACGCACUAAAUCAUAUCAUACUCUUUCCCUUUUUCGGGGGGAAGUUGUUAUUCUUUCCUCAUCUUUCUAAAGGUGCACAGCAGGAAGCAGAUCAGUUCUUCCUUCAGGAGCUUCCUCUCUCCUCCUGCAGGACGUCCCCCUUUAACCCUCUGAUGAACUCAGGGCGAACAGAAGAUCAUAAUCAUAAUCCUCCAAAGAUGGCCGCCUCCGCUGCCUGGCUGUAUGUUCCUCAGGAGCCCGGGGCCCUCUUUACUGAGGGCCACAUGUGUUUCCUGCAGGAUAACAUCCAGCAGGAAGUUCUACCCAUAAUCCUCUGCUCAGCCGGCAUCUCUGCAGGACUCAUCUACAUGCUGCUCGGAUACCGCUGCUUUAAGGCGGCCAUGUUCCUCUGUGGCUUCCUGUUUGGCUCCGGGGCCGUCGCCCUCUUGCUGCUCCAGCUGGAGCCUUUGCAGGGGGCUGACCUCUGUCCGGGGACCAGGGUGGGGCUGGGGCUUGGGGUCGGGGUCCUCUGUGGGGUGAUGACCCUCCUGGUGCCUCCUCUGGGGUUCCUGCUGAGCGGCCUGCAGCUGGGGGUCCUGCUUUCCCUGGGGCCCCUGCUGCUAGUGGCUCAGUUCCACAGCGUGGGGACGGCGUGGGGCCCCCUGAGCGUGGUGCUGGCUGCGGGCCUGGUCGUGGCCCCGCUGAUGCUGCGCUGGCAGAAGCUGCUGUCCGUCAUCUACACGUCGGUGCUCGGAGCCGUCGCCAUGCUGCUGAGCCUGGACCUCAUGCUGGGGGGGGCCACGCUGCUGGAUCAGGUGUAUGAUCUGUUCAGUGGGGCCCCAGUUAAACCCCUCUGCUGGUUUAACUGGGUCAUCGCUGGGCUGGGGCCGGUCCUGGCUCUGAUAGGGGGGGCGGUGCAGUGGAGGUUCACAGCCAGAGGAGUUUCCCACAAAGAAGCUGCUUACAAAAAACCGAAGAAACACGUGAAGAAGCAAAAAUACAGAGAGUUACGGAGGAGACCCCCACCCCACCGCCGCCGCCGCCCUCCUCCUCUGAAACGCUACGCUGGAGACGUCCUGGCACCGAGUUAUCUGCAGAGUCUGCAGGAGCGCCAGCAGGGAACAGGCUCCUCUUCCACCUCCUCUUCCUCCAGCAGAAGCCUCGUCUCUGCAACACACACUCUGAUCGACUUUGACUUUGAGACGGGAUCCAUGGUGUCUCUGACCUCCGCCACCACGCCGGUUUACAGCGUGGGAAGAAGCACGCCUUCAACUGUCUGCAACAUGCACGAAUAUGUCAUUUACUGAGAGUCAGACAGCUGUUUCCACUGAAUCAACUUUAAUUAUCUCCUGCUGGGAGAACAGUUCCUCCCAUCCUUGCAGGCUCUUCAUGCACCCUUUAUAGUCCUAACAACACAUACGGUUUAUAAAGCGCUUCCCCAGUUCUCAGACACGCUUUACAUACAGUCAGAACAGAGCAACCAAACACAAGUCCUACUCUUAAGUGGGAGUCAAAUGUUAGGGGGGGGGGGUGAUGAUUAGAGAUUGAAAGCAACAUUGAACAGGUGAGUUUGACAGCUUGAAGGAUGCAAGAGUUGGUAGGAUUUUUUUGUUUUUGAAGGAGCAGAGAUAUGGGGGAAAAUAAAAAUGAUUUGACAGAAAGCUGGAGCUUGAUUGUCCAGUUUUUGGAGUACUUUUAUUCAAUAAAGGCUGGAGGCUGUGGCUCAGUGGGCUGGUGUGCUGGUUCAGUCCCCGCUGCAGUCAGCAUGUCGUUGUGUCCCUUGGAAAGACCCUUGAGUGGGGAUUGCCCUCAGUGUAUGUAAGUCGCUUUGGAUAGAAAGCGUCUCACAAGAGACAUUUAAAAACAAACAAGGGCCUCUUAAAAUCCUAUUUACAAAAGGACCCAUCACAGCAACACCCCCCCUCCUCCCAAUUCAAUGCUCUACUUCCUCCCUCAGGGACCCAGAUAUCUCUCUGUGUGAUAUAGUGAGCUUCAGUCGUCACACUGCAGCCAGUCCGCCGCGAUGCUCUGAGGUUUCUCUACGUGUUUCUGCAGCUUCACACUCCAGAGCUGCGAGCCUUUGAACAGGUAGAUGUUCCCGUAUGAGGAGGAG